Messenger RNA from Ziziphus jujuba (common jujube), 2162 nucleotides. Its product is annotated as lysine histidine transporter-like 7. Lineage: Eukaryota; Viridiplantae; Streptophyta; Magnoliopsida; Rosales; Rhamnaceae. The coding region runs from base 245 to 1732 and encodes 495 amino acids. Gene Ontology annotation, cellular component: plasma membrane. The transcript is spliced from 5 exons. The record is from RefSeq and is a predicted model, not a curated record.
UGGGGAGCUCUUUUUCAUUUCUCUCUAAACCAUCUCAAACUAUUUCUAAAUGCAUCAACCAAAGCAUCUUUUCCGUACCAAUGCAUAGCAUAAAGUUUUCCCAUUGGUCUCUGAAAGAAAAAGAUCAUCUAGUAUAGUAAUGCCAGCAAAAUCAUCCAUAGGAAAACCCAUUAAUAUCUUCCCUAUUUAAUUGCUUUAAAAUAGGGAAAGGAAAAAAUAAUCAGAGUGUGGCUUUUGGGAAGCCAUGGGAGAGGUGGGAAUAGAAGUGGGCUGUGUUUCAAAUUCUUCAAUUCGACACGAUUCGAUGUUGAAGAUGAUGAAAAGCUUUGAUUCUUCUUCUUCUGUACAAGUCCUCCCCAUUACUGAUAUUCCCACAUUAGAAUCCUCUCUUCCUUCAUCUCCACCUUUAAAUCCAAUUGAAGCUUGGCUUCCAAUCACUGAGUCCAGGAAUGGCAAUACUUUCUCUGCUAUGUUUCAUCUUCUUUGUUCAGGAAUUGGAAUUCAAGCACUUUCGCUUCCCUUUGCUUUUGCAUCUCUUGGAUGGGUAUGGGGCAUGAUAAGCAUUUCGGUGACAUUUGUGUGGCAGCUCUACACCACAUCGCUUCUCAUCAAACUUCAUGAAUCUCCCUCUAGACCUCGCUGCAGCAGAUACCUCCUCCUGGCAAUAACUGCUUUUGGCACAAAGUUGGGGAAACUGCUAUCCAUAUUCCCAGUAAUGUAUCUAUCAGGGGGAACAUGUGUGAUGCUGAUCAUCACAGGAGGUGGGACCAUGCAGCUUCUGUUUAAAACCUUGUGUCGCGAAGCAGCAGAUUGCCAUGCCAAGUCAUUGAGCGGUGCAGAGUGGUUCUUGGUGUUCACCUCCUUGGCAAUAGCCAUGGCGCAGCUUCCCAACUUGAAUUCUAUAGCCAAAACGUCUUUAGUCGGUGCCAUCAUGGCUUUGGGCUAUUGUACGCUUCUUUGGGCCCUUUCUAUCAGCAUGGAUAGGCCCAAAGACAUUUCGUACGAACCACUCGUAAAGAAAGAGUCUGGUGUGGAUAUGUUUGGUGGAAUUUUGAGUGCAAUAGGGAUCAUUGUUCUUUGCUUCAGAGGCCACAAUGUUGUGCUUGAGAUUCAGGGGACAUUGCCUUCAGAUUCAAAACAACCAUCCCGCAAGACAAUGUGGAGAGCGGUCAAAAUCUCAUAUACACUAAUAGUCAUGUGCUUGUUUUCCCUAGCAAUAGCAGGAUUUUGGGCUUACGGAGACGAGAUACUCUUUAAUGGAACAAUAUUGACUGCUAUUUUGAAAAUCCACGGUGAUAAAAUCUCCAAAUCCAUGAUGAUACUAAUUUGCAUACAAAUAAUCAUAAGCUGCUUAUGCACUUUCCAAAUCUAUGCCAUGGUCGUUUUCGACAACUUAGAGUUUAGGUAUAUCAGCAGCAAGAAAAAGAAGUGCCCAUGGUGGGUUCGAACUUGUAUUCGGCUUUUCUUUGGAGGGCUGGCUUUCUUCAUAGCUGUGACUUUUCCGUUUUUGGGUAGCUUGGCUCCUCUUAUUGGAGGCAUGACAAUGCCUUUGACUUAUGUUUAUCCAUGUUUCAUGUGGAUAGCAAUAAAGAAACCAAGCUCCAAGAGUGCAAUGUGGUGGGUUAAUCUGGCUUUGGGUUGCUUGGGAGUGAUCUUGAGUGUCUUAUUAGUUGCUGCAGCCAUUUGGAAUUUGUCGGAUAAAGGCUUAAAUGCCAAUUUUUUUGACCCUUAAUAUUAGUGGUAUUUGGUUACAAAAAAAAAAAAAAAAAAAAAAAUAUCACUAAAAAGUAAGGUUCAAAAUAUCUUGUAAAGAUGAACUUAUUGAAUGUCUUGAAACGGAAAUAUUAUCAAUAUAUCACUUUUAGAAAUAUGAAAAUAUCAAAUAAUAUUUUAUAAUUAACCCUUCAAAAAUAGAAAAAUUUUGUGAAAUAAAAAAAAAAUUUAUGGGUAUUUCAAAACUUGCUAAUAAUUGGAAUUAUGGAAUAUAUAUAUAAAUAUAUAGUGGUCAAAGUUUUGGAAAGACCCAUGAUGUAUAAAAUAGUCGCAGCUUAUGUGGUUGCCAUGUUGAAGAUCAUUUUGCAGAUAAUCAUUUUCUUUUUUUUUUUUUUGUCUAUAUGUAUUUUUUAUCAACUUAAUUUUCUUGUAUAACAUCUUUGAUAAUA